AGUUUUCAUGAGGAGAGAGAGAAGAACACUGGCUCUAAAAUGAGUUCUCCAUCUUCUGAAUCAAGCUGUGAUCAACCCAUGAAGAACCUACCCUUUGCUAUUACUGAUGCAACAGUGACUGACCCCAGCAUGUGGAAGACGCUGAGAUCUGAGUCUCCAGAACCCAGUGGUGUGUCUGUGAAGAGCAAUGCAUCUAUGAUGGAUCCCCCUGCACUCAGUGAAGCAACAGUGACCUCUGAGCCCACCAUGUGGAAGAGGCUGAGAUCAAAGUCUCCAGAACCCAGUGGUGUGUCUGUGAAGAGUAAUGCAUCUAUGAUGGAUCCCCCUGCACUCAGUGAGGCGACAGUGACCUCUGACCCAAGCAGGAGGGAGAUAUGUGCGCUGAUCAGAUAUGUGCCAUCCUCUACAUCUCACUAUCAGAUCAACAUCAGGCAAGAAAGAACUGAAGCAGUCCUGCAGACACACACAAUGAAGACUACAGACCUACAGAGAGUCAAAGACCAGUACAAAACCAGCAUAAAGAUCAAAUAUGAGAGAUUAUUUGAGGGAAACAAACUCAAAGAGAAUGAAAGCCUCCUGAACAGGAUCUACACACAGCUCUACAUCAUAGAGGGAGAGAGAGAAGGAGUGAAUGAAGAACAUGAGGUUUUACAGAUGGAGAAAACAGCCAGAACACAACACUCACAAGACACUCCAAUCGAUUGCAAUGACAUCUUUAAAGCCUCACCUGAACCAGAAUGUGAGGAGAAAGACCAAAUCAAGACUGUUCUUACUAAAGGCAUUGAUGCAUUUGGUUAA
Molecule: messenger RNA, 798 nt
Organism: Cyprinus carpio (common carp)
Lineage: Eukaryota; Metazoa; Chordata; Actinopteri; Cypriniformes; Cyprinidae
Exons: 5
Coding region: 40-798 (252 amino acids)
Source: RefSeq, a predicted model, not a curated record